Messenger RNA from Fonsecaea multimorphosa CBS 102226, 738 nucleotides. RefSeq lists its product as uncharacterized. Lineage: Eukaryota; Fungi; Ascomycota; Eurotiomycetes; Chaetothyriales; Herpotrichiellaceae. The coding region runs from base 1 to 738 and encodes 245 amino acids. Gene Ontology annotation, cellular component: EMC complex. The record is from RefSeq and is a predicted model, not a curated record. The transcript has a single exon.
AUGGCUGUCCUCAUUCUAUCGCUGCUCGCUCUCUCCUACUCUCUGGGCCAUGUUCUGGCCGCCUCGCUCCGAGUCUCGGUUAUGCCUUCGAACAUUCUUCCCAAUCCCAACGUCCUGCCAGCUUCGACGCAUGCUGUCUUAACUUCAGGCUCUGGACAACCCAUCAAGGCUGUCCUGCGCAAGGGCAAUUACUUUGAGUUCCCAGAAAUAUCCACCACCGGAUCACAUCUCCUCGACAUAUACAGUCACGAUUACGUCUUCGCACCCUACAGGAUCGAUAUCUCCCCCUCCUCCGACCCAGCCGGUACCGUCAUCGCAGGAGCUUGGGAAACAUACCGUGGAACACGAUGGGAUGACCGAGGAGUAGCACUCGUGGCCGCACCUACUGGGCAAUUGGACAUGUCCGCCAAGGUCCUGUCGAGGAAGAACUUUUAUGAACAGCGCCAGGGUUUCAACCCCAUGAGCCUGCUGAAGAAUCCCAUGAUCCUCAUAGCGGUUGUGGCCCUCGCUUUUACGUUUGGGAUGCCCAAGCUGUUGGAGAAUAUGGACCCUGAAAUGCGCGCCGAGUACGAGGAGAUGCAGAAAAAGAGCCCAAUGGGCGGUCUCACGCGCGCGAUGCAGGGCGGAGGCGGGGGUUCUGCCACAGAGAACUUUGACCUUGCGGGCUAUCUGGCAGGGAGUGGGAAAAGUACGGGCACCGACCGAAGCCCGGAGAGCAUCCGCGAAAGAAAGCGAUAG